Messenger RNA from Fundulus heteroclitus (mummichog), 2038 nucleotides. RefSeq lists its product as uncharacterized. The transcript has 7 exons. NCBI's taxonomy places the organism in Eukaryota, Metazoa, Chordata, Actinopteri, Cyprinodontiformes, Fundulidae. Bases 731 to 2038 code for a protein of 435 amino acids. The record is from RefSeq and is a predicted model, not a curated record.
CAUGCACAGGGAGAACAUGCAAACUGCAUGCAGAAAGACCCAGGGUUGGAUUUGAACCGAGAAUCUUCUUGCUAGACAUGAACCAGCUUUUCUGUGUCUGGGAGGGAGAGAGUGGGACGGAGUUUGGAAAUGUUACGGAGAUAGUACAAAGAGAUUUAUAUGGGCUUCAAAAGUGACCUGGGAUAAACUGUUGAUAAGAAUGGGAUGUUAGUACCAGAAAAGCUGAUGCUGGUUAUGGAUAAUGAUUUAUCAUGGGGUCAAUCCUCAAUCCAAUUGAAAAUCUUUGGAUAGAGCUGUACUCUGCCAUUGGAGAACAGAACCCCGCAAACUUUGGACCUCCGAUUGAAAGAUCCUGCUGAAAUAAGUUUUGAACAUUUCCAUUUAUUUUCUGAAGAUAUUCACUCAGCUAUGUAAAACAUGAAAGGGGUGCCAAUAAUAACAAUAAUAACAUGCAAAAUAUUUUAUCACAUGACUUUCUGGAACGGGUGUUGUCUAUUUCUUCCAAGACCAAGCUUUUAAAAAACAUUCAGAGGUUUUAGAUCUUUUUUUACAACUUUUCAGAAGAUUUCAAAGUAAUAAAACAUGUAAUAUUGAUAUUAUACCACAAAUUACCCCAAUGUGGGGCAUUAAAGGAUUUCUUUUUGUUAGUAUUCUUAUGUUGUCUGCUGAUAUCACUGUCUGAAAUUUAAUACAUCUCCGCUUAUGUUUGCAGGGCAGGUGGAGCCAAAAAAUGCCUAAAAGGCGCAAACUGCCAGACCGUCGUGUGGUUUAUUGCCUUAUCUGCAAUAAGCCACAGACCGCCAUAUCCUGGCACCUGGCCAAGCGCUGCAUGGCACAGGAGACGCCGGAGCAGCGGCAGGCCGAGGUGGUCCGAGCGAAGCGCUCGAUGAAGCGCUGGACAUUGUUGGGCAGGCGGUGGGACUACAGUCUCCUGGAGAAGUGCUGUAAGGACCCCGCCGACAGGUACAGACUGCUGGAGCACCUGGAGGAGAAUGACUUUUUAGUCAUCGACCCACCCGGGGAGGAUGAGCGUGGGCGGAUGAAGGCAGCGGCCGCAGCGUCCGACAAGGCGAGGCAGAGCCGGCUUGCGGGCCUGCCGUCGGUCGAGGGCCCUGCUGUUACUGAGCCAACCUCCCCUGCGAGCAGCGAGGAAGAGGCCCCAGAGACCCCCACAGCCAGGGUGUCGAAAGGGUCCCGCAGGACCUUGAAGCGCCUGGGCAUGUAUCAGUGGGUGUCCUCAGACGACCCGCUGAUCCAGAGCUACAGGGUCCAUCUGAAGGAGGUGGCGAAAAUCCGCAACGCCGAAAAGGAGAUCUCCAACGUGUGCAGAUGGCUACGCUUCCUCCUGCCGGACGCAGACGGGGCCUCCGUCGAGUUUGUGCGCUCCCCAGACAAUGUACGGGCGUAUGUGGACAACUUGAUGGAGGCACGGCUAAGCAGGGCCACCAUCUGCAUGCACCUGGACAAUCUCCUGCGGUUCGUGGCAUUUGUCAGGGAGCAGUCGGGCUCCCUGACAAAUGUACGACGCCGAAUGCGACACCUUUGCCGCGGCCCUCAAGUUGGCAAUGCGGGGCAUCAGGCGCGAGGGGGAGCCCGCCGAAAGCGCCAAGCUAGUGAGCGGACCACAAACCACCCUGUACCACUGCCAGACGAUCCUCCGCAGGGCCCAGGAGGACGUGACCGCUGUCCAGACCAAUUUGGACCAGGAGCGCCACGUCACGGAGGAGAACAAGACGCGACUCCGGCAGUACUGCGCGGCCCUGCUCCUGCUCAAGGCGCGCGUCAAGCCACGAGAGAGUGGCUGGAGCGCACCAGCUACGGCGGCUUUGUGGCGGUCACUUGCCGUCGGCAGGAUGGACAUGAGUCCUCCUUUGCCCUGGGGGAGGACGACGCCUCUCUCAUUGAGACCUACUUCAAAAAAGUCAGGUCAGGCGUUGUAAGGGGCAACAAGAUGGUCGGGACCCAUCUCUUCCUCUACCGCUCUGGGGCCGUCAUCGCCAGCGCUCACGUGGAGUUGAGCCGCCUUCAUCGCCAGUGA